GGAGGGUUGGAAAAGAGGGAGAGGCAGAGAGAAGGAAAGACACAGAACUUGUGGCUUGACAAAAGAGGGCAGGUACCAGAGGCAGGACCAUGAAGGUCGGCGUGGGAUUCCUCUCUGCAUUGGCUCUGUGUCUCCUGGUGGGGACAGUGCUCACACAGAGAUCCCGGCCUAAAAAGCCCACCAGGCGUCCAGCGACCAGUAGGACGCCGGCGCCCGGUCUGGAACCGCAGGAGCCGACAGACUACCCCCCGGUGAUCCUGGGACCACCGUCUAUCUACCCAGACUGCCCUCGAGAAUGCCUGUGUUCCCCAAGUUACCCAAACUCCCUGAACUGUGAGAACCGAAACAUCCGCGUGGUCCCUGUCAUCCCGUUCAGGACACACUACUUGUACCUGCAGAACAAUUACAUUUCAGAGGUGACGGCAGAAUCUUUUGUCAAUGCCACUGACGUGCGUUGGGUCAACCUGGCCAACAACCGCAUCCAACGAAUAGACAAGCAGGUGUUUCAGAAGAUUCCUUCCCUGCUGUACCUCUAUGCACAACGAAACCAACUGAAGGAGGUUCCGUCAGGUCUCCCAGCAAGCCUGGAACAGCUGCGUCUUGGAAGGAACAGUAUUUCAAAGAUCCCUGCUGGAGCCUUCAGUAAAAUGGGGAACCUGACGCUUCUUGAUCUUUACCACAACCAGAUAAGUGACAGCGGUCUGGGUAAGAACACGUUCAAGGACCUGACCAGUCUGCUGCAGCUCAACCUGGCUCACAAUGUCUUGAAGAAGAUGCCUACUGGAGUUCCGAACAGCCUCAUGCAGCUCUUCCUGGACAGGAACCGCAUCGACGACAUCCCCAAAGAUUACUUUGAAGGUUUCCUGCACCUGUCCUUCCUGAGGCUCAACCACAACCAGCUGAACGAUAAAGGAGUUCCGAAGGCGGUGUUCAACAUCUCCACCCUGCUGGACCUGCAACUGUCCCACAACCAGCUGGCCCACGUCCCUCUCUUCAACAGCCACCUGGAGCACCUGCACCUCAACCACAACAAGAUCGAAGGCAUCAACGGCACGCUGCUCUGCCCUUACAACCUGCUGGCUGACGUCAGCGACUACAGUCUGGUUCCCAAGCUGAGGUACCUGCGCCUGGACGGAAACCACAUCAGCCCGCCCAUCCCUGUGGAUGUCAUCAUGUGCUUCAGACAGCUCCACUCUAUUGUCAUUUAGGAGAAAUCAGGCCCGGAGGCCCAAACGCUCACUCACACACUUCCUCCCAGCCCAGUUGAAGCUGUCACUCUCUCUCCCCACAUUCAGAACGUCAGUAAAGCACACAGACAUUGGGUUAUUUUUUCACCUUUAUCUUAUGACCUAUUGAGAGAAGAAGGAGGGAAAUGCCUUCAUUUCCAGCACAGACACAUCAACACGGUCAAGUUCAUGGCACACAAACCCGUUUGAAGUUGUCCUGAAACGUGCUGGACCACUCCGUAUGUAAAGUUACUGUUAAGUAUUCUAUUCCAGUGUAUAAAGACUGUGUAAUAUUGGUUAAUAAACUUCCUCUUUCAUCAAC
This is a messenger RNA of Synchiropus splendidus (mandarinfish), 1548 nucleotides long. RefSeq names its product proline/arginine-rich end leucine-rich repeat protein (gene prelp). Gene Ontology annotation, molecular function: protein binding. The record is from RefSeq and is a predicted model, not a curated record. Lineage: Eukaryota; Metazoa; Chordata; Actinopteri; Syngnathiformes; Callionymidae. The coding region runs from base 90 to 1208 and encodes 372 amino acids. The transcript has 7 exons.